AUGGCGCCUCUUACCAAUGCCUCAGACGAGAAGACACACCAAGCCCUGCUGGACAAGCUGGACAUCUAUGCCGUCCACAAGCCCUUUCGCAAUCCCAACUGGAAGCCCCCACAGCGCCGCAACAAGAAUCUCAAACAAAUCAUCGGCGAAGCGACGCGCAAGGAGGCUUCCGUCAUGGCAACGCAGAACAACAGCGGCAUCUCAACACCUGCCGCGUCCUACCCAGAGACAGCCACACCCACUGGCAAUGGCGGCCGACCGCCAAACAUCGCCCAAGCAGCGCACAGUCUGAGCACGCUGGUCCUGGAGAAGAACGGCAGAGCUGCUGCGGGAGCCAAUGGGGCCGGACCCGCGCCUACGUACACCAACAUCGAGUCGGCACCGAGCUUUCACCCAAGUAGCCAGAAGAAGUAUUGCGAUAUCACUGGGCUUCCUGCGCCGUAUACAGACCCCAAAACACGGCUGCGAUACUACAACAAGGAGGUGUUUGGCAGCAUCAGGACAAUGCCACAGAAUGUCUCGGAAGGCUACUUGGCUGCGAGAGGCGCGCAUACCAUUUUGAAAUGA
Plenodomus lingam JN3 is the source of this 567-nucleotide messenger RNA. RefSeq lists its product as uncharacterized. The record is from RefSeq and is a predicted model, not a curated record. Gene Ontology annotation, biological process: chromatin remodeling. Lineage: Eukaryota; Fungi; Ascomycota; Dothideomycetes; Pleosporales; Leptosphaeriaceae. Gene Ontology annotation, cellular component: Ino80 complex.